AUGUCAAGUAAUCGUAUUUCAGUGGGAACCAGAGAUAAUACAAGUCUAUCAAACACGGAUCGUUUAGCGCUCAGUCGUGCGCAACAUCUUCAAUUACGAGAUACUCGACCGAAAUCUGUCUCUGAUGAUGAAACCGAUGCUGUUUUAGAUUGGUCAGAUUCGGAUCGUGAAUGUUGUCCAUUGAGUGACUUUGAAACAACAUCCAAUAAUGAUGAAACUGAGUGUAAUGAAACUGUUUAUGAUAAACAAUUUCAUGAGAAUAAUAACAGAAAUGAACUAUCACAAGACACUUGUCCGUCAACUAUUCCAUCGUUCACUAAAAAUCAAAUAAAUGUCACUGAAACACCAUACUCAAUGAUUGAUGACAGCACAACAAGUACACGAAUAUCGUUUUCAAGUGAAAUUGAAAAACCGAGAACACAAUUUAUUAAAAAUACACCAGUUAAUGCAGCACAACUACGUAGACAAUUACAGCCACCAUUGUUACCUGCUCGACGUAUUCAGAAAGAACAAGUUUCACCAUGUUGUCUAUCGACAACUUCCGUAAUUAAUUCUCAGUUGUCAUAUACUUAUCGUAAUCGUAAAACAGUAUCAAGAAAUUCAACACGUCUGUAUUUACAUCGUGAAAACACUUCUAUUACAGCAAGUUUAAAUAACCCAUUAGCAAAAGACUCGACAGUAUCAUCAACGUAUUCAUUUCAAAGUCAUGAUGACACUCAUAAUCAACGACAUAUGUUAUCACCAAAUUUUAGUCAAACUUCAGUUCCACGUGUAUAUGAAAUCAAGAAAGUAUUUGUCGACGAUUAUGACUAUGGUCGUUUAACUGAUAUAUCAUCGAUACGACCAUCUCGACCGCUAAGUCGUCAAAAAUGGGGCACAAUCGUACAUCCACCAUUUCCACUUGGUUAUCAACACGUACCUCCUGAAAAGAUAACACGAACUGUUGAACGUCUCGCAAGUUCUGCACGAUGUCGUGACCGACAUACUGGCAUCGAAGCACCAUCGAAACGUUACUUAUCGACUGAACAAACUGAGGCCUUGAUCAGUCGAUUAAAUAAAGUAAAAACUAUUCGAUCAUCUGAUCACUGUUGGCCAGUACAGAGACAAUCUAGAACUGUAAAAACAUUGAAUAAUAACUGGAAAGGUUUUGGCAUAUCAGCAUAA
Molecule: messenger RNA, 1164 nt
Organism: Rotaria socialis
Lineage: Eukaryota; Metazoa; Rotifera; Eurotatoria; Philodinida; Philodinidae
Source: the annotation of a GenBank genome assembly